GUGUCAGGCUCCCAACGGAACAUUCGAAACCUAAUCUUGAUAGUUUCGGCUAUUCGAUAACUCAGUCAUGUUCACACAUCCUCGUACUAUCUUCACACAUCAACGUUUCCGAAAACCUCAAAAAAAAAAAUCAAUGGCAGAGUUUCAUCUUCCUUCAGAGAUCGACAACGAAGAAGAAGAUUUUGAAGACAACACUAAUUUCAUCGACGAGGAGUACCUCAACUACCUUCACUGCAUGGCUUCACGGAGCAACCAUGGACAUGAGACGUUUGGGUCUUACGAUGAAAUCUUUGGUCGAGUGUUGGGAAAUUCGUCUUCUACACGGCGGCAGGAAACGGCGGAGGAACUUCCGGUGGUGGAGUUGACGGCUGAGGAACUGAUCGAUAGAGGUUUGGUGGUUUGUGCCAUCUGUAGAGAGGAGCUUACUGCUAAUGAGAGACUCUCUGAGCUUCCGUGUAGCCAUUGUUAUCACAAAGACUGUAUCUCGAACUGGUUGAGUAAUCGGAACACUUGUCCUCUUGAAAAGGUGGAUUGAAAAAAAUCUAAAAAAAAAA
This is a messenger RNA of Brassica oleracea var. oleracea, 554 nucleotides long. Its product is annotated as E3 ubiquitin-protein ligase AIP2-like. Lineage: Eukaryota; Viridiplantae; Streptophyta; Magnoliopsida; Brassicales; Brassicaceae. Gene Ontology annotation, biological process: ubiquitin-dependent protein catabolic process. Gene Ontology annotation, molecular function: ubiquitin protein ligase activity. Bases 68 to 535 code for a protein of 155 amino acids. The transcript has a single exon. The record is from RefSeq and is a predicted model, not a curated record.